This is a messenger RNA of Rana temporaria (common frog), 1317 nucleotides long. Its product is annotated as olfactory receptor 11L1-like. The coding region runs from base 113 to 1057 and encodes 314 amino acids. Gene Ontology annotation, biological process: G protein-coupled receptor signaling pathway. The record is from RefSeq and is a predicted model, not a curated record. The transcript has a single exon. NCBI's taxonomy places the organism in Eukaryota, Metazoa, Chordata, Amphibia, Anura, Ranidae. Gene Ontology annotation, cellular component: membrane. Gene Ontology annotation, molecular function: olfactory receptor activity; G protein-coupled receptor activity.
AAUGGAGGUGCAAAUAUUUCUAGUCACUUGUUUCUUUGGUGUUCUCUUCUUAUAUUAUGUGUAUGAUUAAAUGUUUGAUUCUCCUACCUGACAGGUCAACUUCCUGUUUUUUAUGAUGUGUCAAGACAAUCAAACAAAAGUCUCAGAGGUCCAUCUUCUUGGAGUACAAGGUCUAGACAACUUUAAACCUCUAAUCUUCACUAUCCUACUUCUAUUAUACAUUGCAAUAGUGACUGGAAACUUUUCAAUUAUCCUUCUAGUAUCAACCAAUAGUAAUCUCAAAAUUCCAAUGUUCAUCCUUCUCCAGCACCUUGCUUUUGCUGAUGCCCUUCUAGCCACUUGUGUUAUACCAAUGAUGGCAGAGACAAUCAUGACAAAGAGGAACAUUUCUGUUGUUGGCUGUAUCACACAAAUGUAUUUCUAUUUCAAUUUUGGGUUUGUGCAAUGUUUUCUUCUUGCUGUAAUGUCUUAUGACAGAUAUGUAGCUAUUUGUAAUCCUUUACGUUACAUCGUAAUUAUGGACCGCAGAAUCUGCUUCCUAUUGGGUUAUGGUUGCUGGGUAAUAACUUGGAGCCUGUGUUCAAUUGAAUUUAUUUUGAUAUUUCAGUUUCAGUUUUGUGGCUCUAGUGACAUUGAUUACUUAUUUUGUGAUUUGGGCCCAGUCAUGCAAUUGUCCACCUCAGACACGUCUAUCGUACAAUGGCUAGACUUCACAUACUCCGUCUUAUCCACGUUCUGUGCUCUUGCUUUUAUCAUCGGCACAUACAUCUACAUUUUUAUUAUCAUUCUCAAGAUUUCAUCUUCAACUGCCAGAAAAAAAUCCUUUUCAACAUGUAGUGCCCACCUGAUCUCUGUGGGUGCAUAUUAUGGGUCCUUAAUCACUAUUUAUGUGACUCCAUCCAAUGAAAUGUCACCUAACGUGAACAAGUACAGUUCUUUAUUGUACAUUGUAGUGACUCCAUUGAUGAACCCUAUCAUAUAUAGCCUGAGGAACCAGGAGAUAAGACAAGCUCUUCAUAAAAAGUUGAGGAAGAUAGCAGUAAAGUCAUUUAGAUAAAGAUCUGUGAAUAUUCAAAGGAGAAUGAGUGACAUGAAAUAAAUCUUCUGUUAACCACUUGCCCACUGGUCACUUAUACUCACUUCCUAACCAGGCCAAUUUUGAGCUUUUAGUGCUUUCACAUUUUGAAAGACAAUUACUCAGUUGUAAACAAAACGACUAGCCCUUCCUAAAAUCAAAGCGCUUGUGGAAGAGAGGAGAUAAACUAAAUGAAAAUACACAGAGGGACUAUAGUCACCUCCCUCAUGAACAAUAUAAAA